Messenger RNA from Pocillopora meandrina, 8411 nucleotides. The record is from the annotation of a GenBank genome assembly. Lineage: Eukaryota; Metazoa; Cnidaria; Anthozoa; Scleractinia; Pocilloporidae.
GUUCGUUCGUCUAGUGCAAAAUGGCGGUUUGAUCGUCUGAUUGAUUCGGCAUUAGACUUCAAAUCUUGCCCAUGCCUGACAAUUUCCAACUUGAAAACGAUCGGAUUCUUACGGUAUUAUCGAACGCUAACGGUUCUUUCGGGAAAUGAGUACGGAGAAGGGCGAAACGAAGAGAAAGAAAGGUAUAACAUGGGCUGAAGCCGCCAAACAGGUAAACUGCAAUGGUGACACAAUGAAUGCAAUGUCAGCUGACUCGGAGCUCUACGAUUUUUUCUAAGCAGUUACAUCAUUAAUUGGGGAGUAUUAAUUUUACUUGUAGGUGCUAGAGAGGUCUACCGAGCCGCUUACACAUAAAGACAUCCUCAAGGUCAUUAAGGAAGAGGGUUUGCGCGAUUUGAGGUAAGUAAUAGCGAUGCGUUCUCCGCCAGUUUGUGAUUGACAGACUUGAAGAUUAGUGGCAGUUCAUUGAUUUUGUUGGUGAAGAGGUCCCUUUUUCGAGAUCAUGACGUUUUUAUAAGGCCUGUGUAAUAUUUGACCCCAGUAUAGUACAAACUCACCAACUGUAAAAUGAUUUUGAACAAUCGAAACAAAGCUAAGGGGGUUGACGUUAAGGUAUUUCGAAUAAAGUUGCGCUUUAUGGAUGCUGGCGACCUUUACUUUUUAAUGUACAGUAUAACAUAGAUUGGUACGAAGAUUGAGUUUUUUCUUUAUUUUAGCAGGACUUUUGAGCAUUUUAUUACCUAUUCAAAAUUGGCCGACUUUUUUUGGUUCGAUUUUUUGCUACGAAGAAGAUUGUAUAAGUAUUUGUGAAUCAAUUUAGAGGGGGAAUGGGAAGGAAUAUACCAACUUUGGGAUCUUGGACCGUCUCCAAGUUCUUCGGAAUUGAAUUCCUUAAAUAUCAAAUUUUCGUGGGCUAUUAGCCAGGGAGGCUUUAUUUUGAUAUUGCUCUGUUUGGUUUGUAUAUUAUUUUGUUUCAAUUAUUUCCUUUGUUAUUUAUUUAUUUAUUUGUUUUUCAAUAGUUUUGAGUUCAUGCACAUUUUUAAAUUUUUGUUGUCUUUUGCAAUGAAUGCUGCGUGAUAGAGAGAAUACACCAUAAUACCAUAGAAGGAAAUGAGAUUUAGAGUGAUAAUAAUUAUUGACCAUGAAUUGAAUCUUACAAGGGUAAACAUUCACUCUUAGUGGAGUGUUGUCAGCUAAGUAUCAUCACCAUCGUCAUUGCAGUUCCUUCCCCUCUUCCCUUGUCUCUACCAAACCUUUUUGAAUUCAUAAUGAAAACUAUUGCAUGUGACUUUUGAGUGAACUCUUUGCCCUAUGAUGACAUAUACUUCCCAUAAUCUUAUUAUUCCUUGACAGCCGUGGGACAGCGCCCUUAGCGUGUCUUAAUGCUAUGCUUCACCAUCACUCUCGUGGGCCAAAUGAUCUAUUUAUUAAAGUCGAAGGACGAAUGAGUUGUUACCGACUCAAUGUAAGUGCUGAUGGCUUUGCAACCAGAUUUACUUGAACAAUAGUGAUUUGCCAAGAUGAGCACUUUACUGAUAUGUAAGCUGAAAUUCUUACAUUGAAUUGGGAAUUGAACCCAAGUGGAAUCCUGAAUUUUCCCGUUUCCUUGGGAAAAAUAAACUGGUUUCAAUAAUAUGGAAAAGCAGUUCAAGCUCAAAUUAUUAAGAUUUUCAAGAAACAUAGAGUAUGAAAAAUAACGAUUCUAAUGUUUAUGAUUUCAAACCUAGCAGUUGAAAGAGUUUUUGUCUUUUUCCUUUCAUGAAACUUUGCUAUCUGUUUAAUUAUACUGGUCCAGUAGUAAGAAUAUGAUAAGAGUUAAACUUAAGACUCAACCACGUUGUGAUUUAUCUGUUCAAUACUGAAACUGUUUGUUUUUUUUCAUUAAAGCCAAACAGGGUUGAAACUUCAGGAGAAAAUUCUGGUGAGUUGCAUUUCACUAUGUCUCUUAGUUUAGUUAAUCUUUAACUCCCAUUAAUGACCAAGACAGAAUUUCCUCUUACAAUAUCAAUACAAUAUCAAGGGAACAAGUGGUGAGAAUUGAAAAAGCAAUUGUCAAUUAGGGGAUUAUUAUUUGAUCCAGUACCAAAUUCUACUUAGUAGCAUGAUAAGAAUUGUAUGGUUGUCAGUAAGGAGAAUUGCCAAUGUGAUCUUAGGAGUGAAGGGGUCAAGAGUGAAGCUUUUAUAUCCUUAGCGAAUGAAAGAUUUUUGGUUUCAUAUUUAUUUUAUUUGCUAUAUCACAGCACAAGACUCUGAUUCUGACCUUAUGGAUAUGACUGAUGAUGCAGAAUUUAGCAUGUUCCUUGACAAGGAGAGUGUGAAUGGAUCUCAUCUCAACAAUGGAAAAGUUAAGUUACCUAUGGGAACAAAUGACAUUGUAAUGCCACAGCUGAAACCACCGCCGCCCAAUCUGUCCCCUAGAGAGACCAAACCAAAGGCAGCACUUACAAAAGAUGGACGACUACAAAAAAAACGGGGUCCAAAACCUGGACCUCGCAGUCAGUCAUCAAACAAAAGACCAAGGUUGAGUAGUACAAGGCCAGUGCCAAAGAUGGUGUUGAAAAAUCUCAAAGUAGGUACCAUUGAAAGUGGAUCAGGAAGUAAUGGAAGGAGUGGGAAUGGAAAAGUAAGUUUUGUUUGCUAUUAAUGCUAUGCUUGAUUUGAUAAAUGGUAGUUGAAAUAUAGCCUGGAAGUAAACGAAAUGACAUUGUAAGAUUCUCUCUCUGACUGGAGGUUAAUAGUACACACAUCAGCUUUGAAAAAUGUUUACAGUGGUCAAUUUGCAUUAUCAACUCAGUUAAUAAAACUAAAUUAUGUCAUAAGAUGAAACAUGUUGAGUGAAUUGUGAAUGCCCAAUUAGAUUCAUUGCCACCACUUGAAAAGAAAAGUAGCAGCUUUGAAAUUAGAAGACAAUCCUGUCAUAAGCAGUUGCUGCAAUUGGGAAUUAAUUUCCAAUGUAAGCAAGGAUGAGUAUGCAUCACAAUAGUUAUUAUUAUUUACUCAGCAGGUGAAGGCUCCAUCCGUUCUCAUUCCACCCUCAUCCAAACUCAUACCUCCAUCUAGUGCAUCUGUUACAGCCAAUGCCAUCGCAAGCCACAGCUUUCCCAGGGUUCCAAGUUCAGUUGAUGGUCUGGAAGCUCAAGAAAAAUUGGAGAAAUUUUCUGACUUAUGGACAUCAUCCAAGGUUGGUAUCCUGUGGUGUUAGCUAGCUUCUACUUGGUACUUGAUUGAAUUCUCAUGGUAGAGUUAUGGGUGCUUUGGAUACCUUUCAACGUUUUUUCACUUACUCAGCUUGCAAUAUUUUGGUUAUGUCCCUGAGACAAAUAAAGUGAAGUUCUUUAGCUGAAAUUCAACUGUCAAGCCUUAACUUUUUGACUCAUUGCAAUAUCACCUUGAAUGAAACACUAAGGUUAUGAGAAAAGUAACUGAUCACAUUCAGAAGAAGUUCUUGAUUGUUACACAAAUUCUCCUCAUCAGCACGUAAGGAAAUGUUUAGAGAACAGUAUAGAGAAUAACCAUAUUGAUGGUCGGGUGUAAAGAGUAAAUUAAAAGGUUUUAAAAACUUUACAACAGUGCUAGAAAGUUUUAAGUGUUGGUUGAUGCACAUGGAAAACAGAUUGCAUUUUAUCCUAGUCUAUGAAUAUUUAUUGAACUGUGGUACAUUCCUAUGGUAGAAUUGCUGGUAUAAAUUUUUUGUUUCUGAUUGCACUUAUGGAUUGAAUCCUAUUUUAGCCAAGAAGAUACAAGAAAAUGAGUGUUGGUGAGUGUUAUCAGACUAAUGCUUGUUAGCAAUUAUUAUGGUUACAUGUUUUGAGUAUAUUCAGAGAAUACAGUAAAUAGUUGACUCUUUAACUCCCAAGACUUACUAAGGGGAUUUUACCUUACUUUAUCAUUACAUUUUUAAGCAGAAAGUUGAUGAGAGGAAAGAAAAAUAUUGAUUAAAGGAUAUUGAUUGAUUCAGCAAGAAAUUCUCAAAGCAAAAAUCAAGAGAAAUGUAUGGGAGACAGUGUUGAGUAUUGAUGUUUUGAUCUUGGAAGUGAAAAGUGUUCACGCAUUUAGUCAUUUUGCUGAUCAGUCCCAGCUUUAAGAUCCAACAUGUUAUUACCAAAACAUGCAGUAAAGUUCAAUGCCAAAUUUAUGAGCUCUCUGUAUGCCGUGAUCAGUUGUUCUCGUAACAGACAUUUUGAAUCCAAAUUUGCCAGUCUCAACUUUGGAAUGUGACCUUUGAACCUAAGAAAUAUUGCACUUAUUUCCUGAGUAUCUCAUAACAUUAUUGACUAUUGCAUGAAAAUGCAUUUUUUAUGAUGGUUGAACUCAACAGUGUGCUGUGUAUAGAGGUAGUGAACAGAUACUGUAACAACUCUUUUAUCAGUGUUGUCCACCAUUCUGAAAGCUCCUUACAAAAUUGUGAAAGUCCUGAGCAUAUGAGCAGGAUUCAAGGAUUGCAGCAUACUUAGUGUAUUCUGUUUAAUUUUUCAGCUGCACAGUUAAAGAGAACCAAGGAAGGACGCGUAGACAUACAGUCUCCAGACUCGAUUCUCACUAGUAUUCCCCUUCGUGUAAGUAAUGUCCUUUGGUCAUCAUUUUUGUCACAGUCCUGCAAAGGAACAUGACUUUUCAAUAUUUUGUUAACCCUUUCACUUCUCUUAAUGACCAAGAAAGAAUUUCCCCAAUGAUGUCCAUACAAUAUCAAGCAGACAAGAGAUGAGAAUGAAGGAAAAUAUAGAUAAGGGAAUUAUCACUUGAUCUGAUACCAAAUUCUUUAAACUAACAUCAUUAGAAUUUUAUGGCACAUAGUAAGGAUAAGAUAUAUUGUGUUGAAAAAUUAAUUCUACGUUAUCUUUUUGCAGUCUCUCAUCAACCAGCGAACAUUUAAUAUGUUGCCACAAUGGUAUCAGUACAAGUUAGUGACUCUACUACCAAAAGUUGACCGGGCAAUAGGCCAUGAUGGAGCUUUAAGGUUUGUGCUUGGCAUCCGUUGUUGAUGCAAAGAAACAAUAUUGAUCAAAACUUUGAGUCAUUUUCAUGUCUCAGUUAGAUAGAGGAGAACCAGACAAGGGAAUAUUUGUAUCUAGGUCAUGAUAAAUGAAUGGAGAGCUGGCAGGGGGCAGUACAACUCUUUCUCUUUCUCUUUUUUACGUCUACCCAUCCUUCCCUACACAGGAUAAUUUAGAAUUAUCAACUGAGUUGAUAAUGUAAAUUGGCCAAUGUAAAGAGUUUCACAGGUUUCGUUUCAAGCAUCAGCCCUAAGUCAAAGCAAUGACUAAGGGCUGAAGCUCGAAACAUCAGCUUUGAAACACUUAACGAAGGCCAAUUUACAUUAUCAACUCAGUUGAUAAUACUAAAUUACCCUGCUAUACACUCCCACCGAUACAGCACCAAAGUUUAUUAAAAAACUUACCCCCUUUAUUCAUCUUCCCAACACAGGUCAGCUUUUACUAUGGUUUAUUUUGAAAUUGCAUGUGCUAGGCCGUACAAGUCUUAAAAGGAAUUUCUUUAUUUCUAACUAAAUGUUUUUAUGAGCAGCAGUAGAUCAACAAACUGUUCUUUUUUAUUUUCAGACCAUCACACACUGCAUUCACAAAUGAGUUCUUUGCAAGUGCAUGUCAUUCUUGGAAAGACAGGCUUCAGGAUGGUAAGAGGCAUAACUUUAUAGAACAAUUUUCAAUUUAUUAUUUGAAGUAAUCUGGGAAUUAUCAAAGCAUUUACUCCAAUGCCAUCCAGACUGGUCAUAAAUUGUUUUGUCUUAUUAAUUUUAAAGUAGCCAGUGAUUCAGGAACAAGUAGCCAACACGGGGAACACUGUUAAUACUCCAAUCUAUCAUGUGGGACUGUCAGCAAGAUCGCGUUUUUUUACUAACAACUUCUAGUUUAUGUUUCAUGGAUUGAUUCCUUCUGCCCCCCAGGUGACUUUAUGACUGAUAUGCAACAGAGGAUGAAACAGGAGGAAGAGAGACUGGCAAAAUUGGAUCCUUGGAAGGUGAUGCAGAACGUAGUGUGUGAUGAUCAAUUAUUUGUGUGGCGCAAAGGUUUUUUUUAUUCUUAAUUGUUAACAGUUACCUUUGCUGCAAAGUGGUUGACUUUAUUAUGUCUUUUCACACCCGCGUGAAACUUUUUCUUUGCAGGCCAAGUUCUUCGAGCCUGUCUGGGGAAAAAGGUAUGUUACCUUGCUUUUGAUUUUUUUUGUGUUUGUAUCAAAAGGCGACCGUCAAAGAGAGGAAUGACUGUACCACUCUUUAACUUUCCCUUAUUUUCCGCACAGGAACAUUCCAGACAAUUCUUUAUCCCAAGACCGUACGGAUUCCUACUUCACAGCCCCACUCUCCCCGGCGCCAGCCUCGUCACCAAGAAGCACCAUGACUGCAAACCACAAGGAUUCCACCCUGGGCAGGUCACAACUCAAAUCACCAAGGGUGGCAAGUGGUAUGAUACAACCGCUGACAGUACCUGUACAAAAACUACCGGCGCAUUGUCUUCCUAAACGAGUCACCGAGUCAAGGAGAUCCGAAGCCGCUAAACAGCUCCGUGCGAACGCACGUACGUCUCGACCGCGGUCCAUACCAAUUUACAAAAUGGUCACUGUGGCGGUUGCCACAGAAGCUCUUAAAGCUGUAAGAACUUGCGCUCCAUCGUCCAUGCUUACUGCUAGUACGGUGUACGCGAAAAAACGGACAAUAAAGACGCCUUGUAGUGAGGCUUCAACUGACAGCGCGUUGUCUCGAGAAACGUCAGCAGCUUCCAUUUCUACUCCGUCGAUUCUAUCCCACGAUGCUGUAGAGCUCCGAGCUCCCGCCUCCCUCAUAAAACCGAGACCUCCAUCCCGUGCUGCCAUGCGUCAACAGGUGGCAGCCAACCGGGAGGAUCUAACACGACGAGGCUCUGCUUCGGGCACUGCUACAAGAGGUGGCUUUACGUCGACUACAGUGUCCUCUAAGAACUUUAACAGAUCGAUGCUGCUUAAGAGUUGUUCUUGCCGUCUGAAAGCGAUGGAGGUUUGCAGAAAAUGCGGAGCAUUCUGCCACGAUGACUGUAUCAGCGCGGCCCAGCUCUGUAACUCGUGCGUCAGUGUUAACUGACCGACGCCACAUGCAAUAUGUUCAUAUCAUUCUGGUCUUAAAAAUUAAAUUUCACUUGUCCUAAAUAGAGAUAAUCGCGCUUCCGUUGCCACCAGAAAGUUAACACCUCACGGUUGAGUUUUUGUUCAUUAUUAUUAUUUCUCUGUUUGCUUUUACCUUUGCUUUUUGAGAUCUUUCCAAAUGUUAGACAGAUUUCGCUUGAUGUGAAUGCCUCGUUGGCGUCAAAACCGCGCGAUUUUUAGUACUAAAUACUUCGCCUCCAUGAACAAGACCAGAGGGAAAAGUUUUUACGUCGCUUACCAGUCUAUUUUUGAUUUUGAAUUUCCAACUAAUACUUUUCGAAUACUAAAUAUUCGAAUAUUUUCAAAAAAGUGUAAACUUAAACAAAAAAAGCCGUCAAAAACUUUCAGGGGUGACUGCGGUAGCGCGAUAAUAGCUGUAACAUUUAAGGUAGACAAACUUUUAAUCAUCUUUUUAAAUCUUAAGUCGUAUCACGAUAACCGUUGAGCCUCAGGCUUUAUUGUACAAGACACUCACUAACACAGAUUGGUCACUUCAGGAGCUAAAUCACAGUAUAUACAUUUUGAAAAAUUGUCCCCUAAGUUUUUAAGUUUGUGUUCUGUUCUAUAGUCCAGUCUUCUCCUCCAAGAUGCAAUUUUCCUUUGAAUGCCCAAAGGAAUCUGGUAUUGCAAAGGCUAUCACUGCGCUCUGUGACUGAUCCAGAAAACUCGCGUCACUUUUCAACCGAUCACAAUCUCGCUUGGUCACCAGCGUUUUCCCGCGUCUUUUCCAAUUUGUUUGACGCUAGAAUUCAUUGGCACACGAGAAAAUUUUAUAAUUGGUUGCUGUGGUUAGUUUUGUUUUUCGUUUACGACUCUCAAUUGAGAAGGGCGCAAACGGUACUUAUAAACUAUUGCAGGUAUAGUGUCAGAUUUGGCUAGAAGCGACACAAAAUUUCGUGUUCCCUUGACCCUUUGUGACCAAAAGAGAAUAACUCCCUACAAUACUGAUACAUUUUCACGAUACAAAGCGACGAGAAAAUGGAAAAACAUCCAUGGUAUAUGGUUUGAUGAAACUCGAAAUUCUCAGAAUCAAAAUUGUAGUAAAAGUAUGGAACAUGGUUCAGAGAAUUGUAAGUUUGAGAGUGAAAGGGUUUUAGUUCACGAUGUUGCGAAAAAACGACCAAUCCUAUCUGUAAGCUCCAUGACAUUCUGUUAACUGAAAGCUUCUUUAUUUCUGUCGUAAGUAGAGUACAAGAGGAGAUAGGACAAUUUAUGAGAAUUAUGUUAGAAACAUGAGAUUAUAAUAUUGUAAAUAAUGACUUCAAAUGACCAGGUCA